AUGGCCGAACCGCAUGAUCAGGAGAUGACUCUGGAGGACGAGUAUGACGAGGAAGCCGACAGUGACUUCGAGACAGAAGGCUCAGAUGCCGAGGACCCGUCAUCUGCCUCCGAUGAUGAAGGGCAUAGCGUCGCAGAUGCGCCUGCACGUCCCCACAAAAGACGAAAGACGGAAAAGACACAGGAAGUGUUGAUCGCCGAGCUCGAUUCAGGCGAUGAAGCGACUAUUCGAGCGCAGAAGAAGGACCAAAAGAAGGGUGAAAAUGCGAAGGGCGCUGCAGCAGAAGACGCCGGAAAUCAAUCAGAGGAAUGGCGGGCUCGCACCCGUGCAAUGCGCAUAAAGGAGAAGGAGGAGCGAACAAGACGCAAACUAGCAUCAAGCAAGGGCAGCACGAUCGAUGUGGACAAAAUAUGGGAAGAGAUGAACAGGCCGGCGCCGCUCCCUCCACCGCGCAUCGAAGAUGACGGCGAAGCUGCCAACCAGGCGCAGCAGUCAGGACUCACAGACGACUCCAGAGGACUCAAGAUUGUCAGCGGAGAUGGCGAGAAGGAGAAUCUGCCAGCCAACAACGGGGAAGAGACGAUUACAAUCAAGAGGACGUACAAGUUUGCCGGUGAAGUGCACGUUGAAGAGAAGACCGUUCUCAGAUCGUCAGCAGAGGCUCAGUUGUGGCUUUCUCAGCAGCGGCCUUCAGAAGGCAGCGGCCCAGCAGCUGAUGGCAAACUUGUCAGUCGACCACUGCGUAGAUUCUCACGCUUUGACCCAAAUCUCAGCAACAUGGACGCGUACAAAGGCUCUUGGGGUGCCAGAAACACCCAGGACACCAAGUUCAGAGGUCCUAAGCUGAAUGUCGUGGAGAAGAGCAAGAUGGACUGGGCUGAGCACGUUGAUUCUGAGGGUCUGAAAGAUGAACUGGAUUUGCAUGCGAAAGCAAAGGAGGGCUAUCUGACGAGAAUGGACUUCUUGAGAGAAGUUGAAGAGCGCAGAGAUGCUGAAGCCAGGGCUGCAAGAUUGCGAGCGCGUUGA
Cladophialophora carrionii CBS 160.54 is the source of this 1026-nucleotide messenger RNA. RefSeq lists its product as uncharacterized. The transcript has a single exon. NCBI's taxonomy places the organism in Eukaryota, Fungi, Ascomycota, Eurotiomycetes, Chaetothyriales, Herpotrichiellaceae. The record is from RefSeq and is a predicted model, not a curated record. Bases 1 to 1026 code for a protein of 341 amino acids.